Coregonus sp. 'balchen' is the source of this 1284-nucleotide messenger RNA. NCBI's taxonomy places the organism in Eukaryota, Metazoa, Chordata, Actinopteri, Salmoniformes, Salmonidae. The record is from the annotation of a GenBank genome assembly.
AUGAGGGCUGUGUCGGCGAACUUACUUGCACUGCUCUUUCUCUGCACUUGUGCCUGUGUAUUCUACGUAUGGAGCAGGCUGGAGAGUCGGCUGGAGAGAGACAAACGGGGACUACAAUUAUCGAGCUCCUUUCACGUUGGGCCAUCCCCGGACAUCUCCGCUAAAACUUUCCGGGCUUUGCUAGCUGUUCCAGCCGCACAGAGACUGCACUUGGGGGGCAGACUGGAUGUCCACAAUCUUACUGGUGUUAGGGAUCAAAUUGGCUCUUUAGGAAGCAGAGAUUACCAUAUGAAUGUAGAUAACAAGGGGUCAGCACAGAGGGGGGUCCCGGGCAAAUUAGGCUCUCUCCUUGAGGGUAUUUUCUGGAGUGAAAGACUUGAGGCUCAGCUUCCCGCCAGCUUCAGCGAGGAACAUGCCCUAGCAUGGAGAGAGAGAGCCCGGGGACACCGGAUAGUCAGACUGGAGCCAGGCUGUGGUAGAAUAUCCAAUCAGCUGGCUACUUUUUCGGACGGAACCAAAGCUUGCGUGCGUUAUGGAAUAAACGCGGAACAGGUGCAGGGGGAAACUCUGACUUAUUACCUGGCUAAUUUGCUAGGAAUUACAAAUCUACCGCCGCUUAUCCUUGCCCAGUUGAACGUUGACAGUGAACAAUGGGCUUCUGUUAGGAGAAGAAUAGGCGGUUUACAGUGGAGUGAGCGGGCCGUGGUCUCACUCACAGAGUGGGUCGCCAACCUGACCGGGGUAGUCACACCUGCGCCGCUGCGCCAGGAGAGCAAGGGGCUGCGUCCUCUGCAAGGGGAACUGGGGAACAAAACCACCGCGGAGCUGCUCGAGCUAAUGCAGUGGACCGACCUGAUAAUAUUGGACUACCUGUCUGCUAACUUCGACAGGCUCGUAAGCAACCUCUUUAGCCUGCAGUGGGACUCGCGCGUGAUGGAGAGGGAUACCAACAACCUGCUCAGAACGCCCCGCGGUGACCUGGUUUUCAUAGACAACGAGGCAGGGCUUGUACACGGAUACCGGGUGCUGGAUAUGUGGGAGAAGUACCACAGCACCGUCUUGGGCUCCGUGUCUGUGUUCAGAAAGAGGACAGCGCAGCGCGUGAUAGAACUGCACCGGCGCAGGGACACCAGGACUCGGCUGCUCGAGCUGUACAGAGACAGCGAACCUUUGUCUCCGGAAUUAGGUUUUCUCUCCUACGAACACGCAGGAGUAUUACAGAACCGAAUAGACAGAUUAUACAAACACAUAUCGCAUUGCAAGGAGGAGUACCACCAGCUGUGA